AUGGAACGAGACCCAGCACCCAACCACGACGGAACCGUAUCUUCCCCCGGCGGCGGAGGGGCGACGACGACGCAUCCGCGCCUCCCCAUCGCCGAGGUGGGCGUGGCCAACAAGCGCGCUCAGAUCCGUGGCAUGCUCAUCGGUAUCGCCGGUGGCGUCUGUUCCGCCUUCAUCUCGAAACGAGCCUUGAACCUCAACAGCAACCAAAGUCUCCUCUCCGGACUGCUGGCGGGGACGGGCGUGGCGUACGUGGCGGCACGGCAGGAACUCACGCACAACCUCGAGACGCUCGAGGCGUCGCACCGCCGUACCUCCGAAGCCGGCGAGGCAGAAAUGACCCAGCUCGACCUAAGGAGCGCCCACGAGAGGCAGUUUGAUGCCGGCGUCGCCGGGUUGCACACCCUCGAGGAUCGCGCCGCCUCCACUCGGGGUGACCAUUGA
Molecule: messenger RNA, 441 nt
Organism: Pseudozyma flocculosa PF-1
Lineage: Eukaryota; Fungi; Basidiomycota; Ustilaginomycetes; Ustilaginales; Ustilaginaceae
Exons: 3
Coding region: 1-441 (146 amino acids)
Source: RefSeq, a predicted model, not a curated record